AUGGCCGCCAAGAGUUUCGCUUCCCGCCUCCGAGGCUCCCGGCGAUUCCUGCGCGGCUUCGUGGUCGGGGCUGCCGUGGGCGCCGCCGCGGGAGCGGGGCUGACGGCCUGGCACCUCUCCCGGCGUCCGGAGGCCCAGGCAGCGGCGGCAGCGGGCGAGCCGAGCGGGGAUGCAGACAGAAAGCAUUGCAAAUUCCAGCCGGAUCCCAGGGUUCCCCCGGCCUUUAGCGCCCACAAUGAAGACUAUCUUGGAAGUGGCUGGUCUAGAGGCCAUAUGGCUCCAGCUGGAAAUAACAAAUUUUCAAGUAAAGCCAUGGCUGAAACCUUUUACCUUUCUAAUAUUGUGCCUCAGAAUUAUGAAAAUAAUUCUGGAUAUUGGAAUAGAAUAGAAAUGUAUUGCCGGGAACUGACAGAGCGCUUCGAGGAUGUGUGGGUAGUGUCUGGACCUCUGACCUUACCUGAGACUAGAAAUGAUGGCAAGAAGACUGUGAGUUACCAGGUGAUCGGCUCAGACAAUGUGGCCGUACCCUCGCAUCUUUACAAAGUGAUCCUGGCCCGGAGGAGCCCCGGGUCCCCCGAGCCCCUGGCCCUGGGGGCUUUUGUGGUGCCCAACGAAGCCAUCGGCUUCCAGCCCCCGCUGGUGGACUUCCAGGUGAGCCUGCGGGACCUCGAGGCGCUGUCGGGCCUAGUGUUUUUCCCCCGGGUGGACCGGACACGGGAGAUCCAGGAUCUCUGCUCCGUGGACAGCUGCAAACUCAUGGACUUCCAAGCCUUCACGCUGUACCUGAGCACCCGGAAGGUGGACAGCGCCCGCUCACUGCCCCGGCUGGAGAAGAUUCUGGAAAACCUGAAGGACGCGGGCAUCGAACCCGAUGCGUAUUUUAUGAGUCGCUACAUGAAAAAGCUUAAAGAACUGAUGGCUAAGGAGCAGCCAGGCACCCGGGUAGGGAAAUCUUCCUAGAUGAGUUGCUUUUGUAAGUUUUGGAUGUGUGUGCCCAGUACCAGAACUUGAACUCAGGGCCUGGCCACUCUCCCUUAGCUAUUUUCUUUUCUUUUUUUCUUUUG
Dipodomys ordii (Ord's kangaroo rat) is the source of this 1064-nucleotide messenger RNA. It is a transcript of the gene Exog, whose product is annotated as endo/exonuclease (5'-3'), endonuclease G-like. Lineage: Eukaryota; Metazoa; Chordata; Mammalia; Rodentia; Heteromyidae. Gene Ontology annotation, cellular component: nucleus; mitochondrial inner membrane. Gene Ontology annotation, molecular function: 5'-3' exonuclease activity; single-stranded DNA endonuclease activity; RNA endonuclease activity. The transcript has 5 exons. The coding region runs from base 1 to 960 and encodes 319 amino acids. Gene Ontology annotation, biological process: apoptotic DNA fragmentation. The record is from RefSeq and is a predicted model, not a curated record.